AUGACAGUGAAGGAGACACAGAGGAGGACCACGCUUCGUGUGGGCUACAGGAGAGAAAAGUGGAAACUACAACACUGCUGCUUCAACCUGCGGACCGACACACUGAAGGAAGAUCUCUGCUGUCCGGUCUUUCAGGAAGUCUUUAGAGAUCCUGUUCUGUCCUGUAGCCACAGCUUCUGUAAAGCCUGUCUGCAGACCUGGUGGAGAGAGAAACCAACACGAGAGUGUCCAGUCUGUAAGAGAAGAUCUUCAAGAGGAGAACCUCCCUGUAACCUGUUGUUGAAGAACCUGUGUGAGACCUUCUUACAGGAGAGAGAUCAGAGAUCUCCAGAGGCUCUCUGCAGUCUGCACUCUGAGAAACUCAGACUCUUCUGUCUGGACCAUCAGCAGCCAGUGUGUGUCGUCUGCAGAGAUUCAAGAACACACACCAACCACAGAUUCAGAAUCAUGGAUGAAGCUGCUCAGGAUCUCAGAGAGGAGCCCCAGGAAGCUCUGCAGCCCUUAAAGAAGAAACUGAAGCUAUCUGAAGAAGUUAAAGUGAAGUUUGAUCAAGCAGCAGGACACCUGAAGGUCCAGGCUCAACACACAGAGACGCAGAUUAAGGAGCAGUUUAAGAAGCUUCACCAGUUUCUAGAAGAGGAAGAGGAGGCCAGGAUGGCUGCACUGAGGGAGGAAGAGGAGCAGAAGAGGAGGAUGAUGGAGGCUAUGAGCAGAGAGAUAGCAGCUCGUUCACCCACAGUCAAAGCCACAGAGGAGGAGCUGCAGCGCCCCCUGCUGGAGGAUCUACAGCUGCCCUCAGGAGCUCUGAUAGACCAGGCCAAACACCUGGGCAACCUCAGCUUCAACAUCUGGAGCAAGAUGAAGAAGAUGGUGUCUUACUCUCCUCUCAUCCUGGACCCAAACACUGCUAGUCCAAACCUCAUCCUGUCUGAAGAUCUGACCAGCGUGAGACUAGGAGCAGAGAGACAGAAACUUCCUGAUAAUCCAGAGAGGUUCGGUGAUUACGCCUCUGUCCGGGGCUCUGAGGGCUUUAUCUCCGGGACUCACAGCUGGGAUGUCCAGGUUGGAGACGGUACAGUCUGGUUUCUGGGUGCAGAGCCUCUCCGGAGGAAGGGAGACAAUCUGUCUGGAUGGAUGAUACAUUUCGAAGGAGGUAAAUAUGCAGCAAUGUCACCAGAUCUUCACACUCCUCUCCGCCUGAAGAAGAAGCUCCAGAGGGUCAGAGUGAAUCUGGACUGGAAUAGAGGAGAGUUGUCGUUCUCUGAUCUUGAAACUAACACACACAUACACACCUUCACACACACUUUCACUGAGAAGAUGUUUCCAUUCUUUAACACUGAGGAGGAAGUGAAGAUAUUACCACUGAACGUCCGUGUGACAAUGGAACAGAACAAAUAGAAAUAAAGAGUUUGUUUGUGUUUAUUAUGUUGUGUAUUUCCUUUAAGGGAACAGUCACUGAAUUUAACUGAUUAAUUUGAACCUGCUGUAGAAUUAUACCAAAGAUAGGCUCAUUUUGUUACACUUUGAAUUGCUGUGUAUUCAAAAUGUAAUGUUCUCUUUGUUGUGAUUUAGAGGUGUUUUCUGGCCAAAAAUACACUACAAUCGGCCCUUUUGUGUGUAGCACUUAGCUAACAUACCUGCAUGAUUCUUGUUUUUCUGGCUUUAUAUCUUCAUGGUUUUUUAUUGCACUUAUUGUAAGUCGCUUUGGGGAAAAGCGUCAGCUAAAUGAAAUGUAAUGUAAUUUAGUUCAUUUUUCUAUUGUCGAGCUUUACAUCUGUCAAAUGAUUUCUGAUCUUUAUGUUUGGUUCUACUUUUUUAUUUAAUGAAUUCAGUGUCAUUUAAAAAAAAUGUGUUUUAUCCUUUGUUUUGAA
Messenger RNA from Gymnodraco acuticeps, 1871 nucleotides. Its product is annotated as E3 ubiquitin-protein ligase TRIM39-like. The record is from RefSeq and is a predicted model, not a curated record. The transcript has 3 exons. Lineage: Eukaryota; Metazoa; Chordata; Actinopteri; Perciformes; Bathydraconidae. The coding region runs from base 1 to 1398 and encodes 465 amino acids. Gene Ontology annotation, molecular function: zinc ion binding; protein binding.